Molecule: messenger RNA, 913 nt
Organism: Chenopodium quinoa (quinoa)
Lineage: Eukaryota; Viridiplantae; Streptophyta; Magnoliopsida; Caryophyllales; Amaranthaceae
Exons: 2
Coding region: 250-606 (118 amino acids)
Source: RefSeq, a predicted model, not a curated record
UAAAAAUUAACCGGGUAGUUUAAAGAAAAAUAAUUAAGGAAAUGCAAGUCAAUUCCUUGUCAAUGAAGUCCAAGUCAACACGCGCCAAACUCGUCGACGGUCGAACCUCAAAGUCUCCAAACGACCAAACCUAAUUCUUUCUCGCCAACCCCAGCAGAACAAAAAUCAUUCACAAUUUCACAUCAACAACUACAAAUUAUUCUCUUCCCCAAAUUAAACCACAACGCAUAAACCAUAGAUUAUAUCAAUAUGGUAUCAUUAAAAUCCCCAAGAGUGCGAUUUACCACUGUUACCCUCUUAAUGAUCGUUUAUAUAAUCGGGUUCAUUGAUAAUCACAACUCUAUGGUAUAUGGCCAAUCAUGCGCCGGGGAUAUCCCUAGCCUUGUUAGCCAAUGCGCUAAGUAUGUGCGGAAGGUGGGUGCGAAAUCCCCACCUUCCGCGCAGUGUUGUGCUGUGGCAAGGAACGCGGAUGUUAUUUGCUUAUGCAAGUAUGUUACUCAAGGAGUCGAAAAGUUUGUAAGCGUUGAUAAAGCGGUUUAUAUUGCUCAAUAUUGUGGGAUUCCCUUUCAACAUGGUGCUAAAUGUGGAAGUUACACAAUUCCAUGAGCAAGUCGAUGAUGAUGCCACGCUCUGAAUAAAAUACAAUAUGCCUACGAUCGAUAGUAUAUAACCAAAUGUUAAAUUAUGUUAUGUAUGCACUACCAAUAAUAGCUGAGUAGUUAAGUAAUGAUAUCGCUCUCACCUUAUAAGAGUCCAUCAAAUUAGUAUCCUACUGGAUUAUGUAUUUCCUGAUUAUGAUGCAACAGAUGUUCAACAGGAGAUUUGAAUAGAGUAUUCUGGAGUUCUAGUUUUAUAAAAGAAACUUGUAAAAUGUAUUUCUUUCUGUUUUUAAUGAAUAAACUCUUUUUAUUUA